This is a messenger RNA of Ilex paraguariensis (yerba mate), 916 nucleotides long. NCBI's taxonomy places the organism in Eukaryota, Viridiplantae, Streptophyta, Magnoliopsida, Aquifoliales, Aquifoliaceae. The record is from the annotation of a GenBank genome assembly.
GAGUCCCUCGGCGACCAGAGAGGAUAGAGGAAGCUUAGGUUUUUUUGUGGAUCACAACACCAAGUGUUGACAACCAGCGAUGGCGAUGCAAGCUGGAAUUGGCGCUUCUAGGAUUCUCAUCUUAGUUGGAGCUGGGUAUACCGGUACGUUCCUGUUCAAGAACGGUAAAUUAUCUGAUAUAUUGGGCGAACUUCAGAAUUUGGUGAAAGGUAAUGAAAAACAAGGAGAUGAAUCCAAUGGUGACUCCGACUAUGCAGAUGCCAUAGCUCAACAGGUUCGUCGGUUAGCGAUGGAGGUCAAACAGUUGGCCUCAACACGACAGAUAACUGUUCUGAAUGGGAAUUCUGCUGGUAACUUGACAUCUCUUGUUGUACCAGCUGCUGCCUUAGGGGCCUUGGGUUAUGGAUACAUGUGGUGGAAGGGUCUUUCAUUCUCAGACCUUAUGUACGUGACAAAGCGUAAUAUGACAAAUGCUGUUUCAAACAUGACAAAACAUCUGGAGCAUGUGUCCGAGGCGCUUGCUGCAACAAAGAGGCAUUUGACACAGCGAAUUGAGAACGUGGAUGGAAAACUAGAUGAGCAAGUGGAGCUAUCAAAGUCAAUUAAUAAUAAGGUUAAUGAUGCACGUUCUGAUCUUUCUCAAAUUGGCUACGACCUGGAUACAUUACAGAGUAUGGUUUCUGGUUUGGAUGGCAAGAUGAUGUCAUUGGAAGACAAGCAGGGACCAUAUCUGUACUCAAAAGAAGAGUUUCAUCUUGAUGAUCUGGGAAAGGUUUCUGCUUUUCAUAGUCAAUUGAUAAUAAUUUGGAAUAAAUAGCAUCCUAGGUGACAGAUAAACUUCUGUAAACGUGUAAAGUCAUUAUUUAUUAUUGAUGAACUUCCAGCCUUCAAAGAGACACUAUUAGUUGGGUCUGUG